CUCUCUCUCUCUCAUCUCCACAUCCUCCUCUUCUUUUUUUCUCUCUCUAAAGUUCUUCCAUUUGAUGUAAUUCUCCACUUCAUAAGCCCCCAUAAAAAUUCCAACUUUAGCUCCUUUAUUGCUCAAACAAAGAAAAGAAAGGAGAGAUCAUCAAGAAGAAGGAAGCCAUGGUUUUUUCUUCCUUCCCAAACUAUCCUGAUCCCUCCAACUGGCAACAACAACAACCAAUCACAACCACCGUUGGCAUCACCGGAAACGACAACCAGCAAUUUAUUCCUCAUCAGCCUCUUCAACCGCAGCAGCAACCUCAGCAUCUUCCGCCGCUUCCCCAUGGCGGCGGAGGCUCGAGCUCCUCGGUCCGGCCUGGUUCCAUGGCGGAAAGGGCCAGACUGGCUAACGUCCCCAUGCCUGAAGCAGCCUUGAAAUGCCCACGAUGCGAAUCCACCAAUACAAAGUUUUGCUACUUCAACAACUACAGCCUCUCUCAGCCCCGCCACUUCUGCAAGACCUGCCGCCGUUACUGGACACGUGGCGGCGCCCUGAGGAACGUUCCCGUUGGCGGAGGCUGCCGGAGAAACAAGCGUUCCAAAAGCGGCGGCGGAGGAAGCAGCAGCAGCAGCAACACGACAAGUUCAAAGUCCCACGACGGCAACACGAGCAAUACAGCCACAGCAGUAAAUCCCAUGGGACAAACUUCGACCCUUUCUUCGAUACUCUCUUCCUACAACACGGGAUUAAUCACUGGGAAUGAUCACGUUCUAGGGCUUGGAUCUUCUCUACCACCUCUCAAACUCAUGGCUCCAUUGGAUCCACACCAUGACUUCACCAACACCGACAACCUCACCUUUCAAUACGGCGCCGUUUCAGGUUCUUCCGCUCAUCAUCAUCACCACCACCCCGACUUCACCGCUUUUCAGAUAGGAAGCGGAAGCGGCGGCGGCGGAGCUUCUGGGAUUUUUUCGGGACUCGAACAGUGGCGGUUUCCGGCGACGCAGCUUCCGUUGCUCGGCGGGCUAGACAUUUCUUCGCCGCCUGUGUCUUCCGGGUUGUACCCGUUUGAUCACCAGACGGGUAUGGAUCCGGGUUAUGGAGUAACCGGGUCGGGUCAGUUUCGUCCCAAGAACAUGUUCCACAACAUCUCAUUAUCUUCCGCUGCGGCUACAGCCGCCAUGGUUACAGCAGCAGCUUCUCAGUUAGCUUCUGUCAAAGUGGAAGACAAUAAUAACAGAAAUAACAAUCAAGAUUUGUCCAGACAGCUUCUCGGGAACACCGAACAGCUUUGGAAUGUCUCCGCUGCUACAACCAGUUCGUGGAGCGACGUCUCUAAUUUCAGCUCAUCUUCCACAAGCAACCCUCUCUAAGUAAAAACCCUAUUAAUUACCUCAUGAUGAUCAUUAUAUAUAUUGCUAUCUUUAAAACAUGUGUGGGGAUAUGAUUAUACCGCAUGGAUUGAGCAGUUUAUGGGUUCUUGACGAAAGCCCUAAGUGUUUGGGUUUUUGGGGGGGGGGGGGAUACAACAUCUUUUUGUAGGUUUUUUGUUUUUCUUUCUCUUUCUACAUUCUAUUAAAUUAUGGGUUUGGCUUCGUUUUCCUCUUGGGUUGGUGUUUUAGGUUGAGAAUUAGGGUUUUAAUUUUAUCUUCUUAAGUAUGAAAGUAUGAACAUGCGUUUUCUA
Tarenaya hassleriana is the source of this 1672-nucleotide messenger RNA. Its product is annotated as dof zinc finger protein DOF5.1-like. The transcript is spliced from 3 exons. The coding region runs from base 168 to 1361 and encodes 397 amino acids. NCBI's taxonomy places the organism in Eukaryota, Viridiplantae, Streptophyta, Magnoliopsida, Brassicales, Cleomaceae. Gene Ontology annotation, biological process: regulation of DNA-templated transcription. Gene Ontology annotation, molecular function: DNA-binding transcription factor activity; DNA binding. The record is from RefSeq and is a predicted model, not a curated record.